Amoebophrya sp. A25 is the source of this 2011-nucleotide messenger RNA. The record is from the annotation of a GenBank genome assembly. Lineage: Eukaryota; Dinophyceae; Syndiniales; Amoebophryaceae.
GAGCAAGUGCGGCGUUUUUGCGCAGAUCCAGGACGCUUUCAGCAUUGGCACGAUAGCAUGCGGGAGCACGUGAGGCUCUUCCGGCAGAUCCAUCAGCAAGCCAUUCUGAUCGCGGCUGCAUCAAAUUAAGACUGCGGUUGUGCAGCUUUUGAAUAAGAUCAUUCACGGGUCCGAUGUGAACUAUCCGCUAGCUAGUAAGGACGCAUCAAGUAGUUGUAGUAAGUAUUUAGGCUUAGCCCGAUAACAAAACACAAAAUUAGAACCAGAUUGAGGCGCAGUCCUGUCUAAGAUUCUGAUGAGCCUUAGUUGAAGCCUAGAAAUCCCUAAUCCUAGCCCUCCCUACUGGAAAAAAGGUUCUUGUUGAGAGGCGUGGACGAGACUUUUACCUCUAAUCAAAAGUUCGGUCUGGGAGCUGGGCGAUUGAUGAAGACGUAGAGGAAAUCGCGGAAAGAGCAGUCAAUGCGGCUGGUGCCGGAGACGGCCUUGACGACAAUGAAGAUGAGGAGUUCAGCACAGUAGAGGGGUCGUCCUCAUCUACGUCGGGUCGCAAGAAGCAAAAUUCUAAGAACAAGAAGAAAGCGAAGGACGAGGUUGAGAAAGCCAAUAUUAAAGCUGGUGGGAGGACGACAUCAAGUGCAAGUGGAAGGAAAAAGACAAACAAAACGAGCGGGAACAAAACGACGGGUUUUUUUGGUGACUCGCGAGUGGCAUCUUCAGAUGAGGAGAAUUCCUGGAGCGAGGAUGGGGAAGUUGAGUAUAGGUAUAUAGGCGAGGAGGAUGACGAGAAUGGAAGGCAAGUGCGCUCGCGCGUUGUGGAUGCAGCUGUUGCAGCGGUGAGGAAAAGAAUCUUGAGCAAUACUAGCAGAAAGAAAAAGUCCACCUCGAGCCUCUUUGAGAUGACAUUGUUGCCGCCCAUACUAGAAGAAGAAGCAAGUAGCAGCAGGGUUGUAUUCUCGGAGGAGGACGAUGGACCAUCCGAAUCAGAUGAAAAAAUAUCAGGAGGAAGGGUUGCUCCUUCCUCCAGUGCUAGUGUCACAAGAGCGCAAAGAAAAGGAGGACGAGGAGCAAAAAAUCCUAAGGCUGCAUCAUCCCCAACUACAGCGGAAUCCAAGGCCAAAAAAGCCGCUAGUAAAGCAGCAAGCAAAAAGUCCAUGAGUAUUAAAAAUGGUAGAAGCUCUACUAAGAACAAGACGAAAGUAGAAGUUCGUAAAAACUACACCAGCUCGACGAAGCAAGAGCUGAAAUCUUCACAGCAAGAUCAACAACCAAGUGGUACAAGUCGAGGCCAUCAAGUGCAAAGUCAGUAUAGCAAUAGUCCAAGCCCAGCGCCAACUACAUCAGCGUCAAUCCCACUAGCGACAGGAGGAGCUACCACAGUAGCGGAAACAGAGUGGACGUUUAAGGAGCCUCGCGAAGACAGUUUGCAGGAUACAGAGUACUUCACCCUUUGCGUCCGAGAGUUCCGACGUGUGCGUCUCCUAGGUACCGAUCAAGAAUGCGGCCAUGCGCUACACCUGCGCAGACCACAGGACUUACACUUUCCUCUCCUCGAGAUGUUUUUGUGGAAGCGUGUAGUUUUUGACGAAUUUCAUGAAAUUCUAGACCUGGAUCCUCGUGACGUGGACGUGUUGCUGCGUUUCAAGAGCUAUUUUAAAUGGGGAAUGACGGGGUCACCUCCAGUGCAAUCUGUGCGAUCGAUAGCGGCUAUGGCCAACUUACUUUCCGUUGAUCUCUUAGGUGUCUCCAAAGAGGAGAUGGGAUUCUUAGACCACAUUCACCAGUACGCAGAAGGCUGUGCCUGUUACAAAGACGAUGCCGUCGUGCUCGAGACAGCUGCGCGAACUGAUGGGCAACAAGUAGUAGUUGCAGAUGAAACAACGGGUGGAAACAAUGAAAAUGCCAAUAGAAAUGGAAUAUUAUCGGUAAGCAUUCAUCCUGCUAAUGGAUCGGCAAUUACCAAUUAUGAGGGACUGUCGGGCUCCUCCGCUGGUGCAACGAUAGAGGCUGUUUC